Messenger RNA from Dinoponera quadriceps, 5808 nucleotides. RefSeq lists its product as uncharacterized. The transcript is spliced from 10 exons. The record is from RefSeq and is a predicted model, not a curated record. NCBI's taxonomy places the organism in Eukaryota, Metazoa, Arthropoda, Insecta, Hymenoptera, Formicidae. Bases 412 to 4917 code for a protein of 1501 amino acids.
UAACGAGAGAGAGAAAGAGAGAAAGAAAGAAAGAGAAAGAAAGAGAGAGAGAGAGAGCACACCUUUGCGCUCGGACUCGAAUAUCGAAGGAAGUAUUUUCGAAGGAAGUUCCUUCGCUUCGCGGCAAUCCGCACACGCGUCUGCGUUCACGUUGCUUCGCGCCGUUAAUAUUUCACGCGUUCGAUCGAACUAACGGAAGACAUUGCGGAAGCGUUGCGAAAGAAUAACAGCCGGAUCGAAAGGUCGCGAUUCUAAACCGUAUCUUUUACGCCCGUUCGCUGUGCGUGGCGUUUGACGCGCGAGGAUCGCGAUCGCGCUACCUUUCGCGGGCAGCAACCAAAGAGAAGUCGAGAAGUUGCGUAACGAGCCCGUUGAACGUACGACAGUUGCCGAUCGACCCGAGAUUCCCAAAUGGAGGCUAUGAACUGCGAGAAGUCGGACGAUACCGUGAAACAUCCGAAUAAUACCGUGGAAGAGCCGGAUAACGCGACGGUACCAUCGGAUAAUGUCGCGGAACAGCCGGACGACACCGUAGAACAGCCGGACAAUAUCGUAGAACAGCCGGACAACACCGUGGGACAGCCGGACAACACCGUGGAACAACCGGACGAUACCAUAGAACAGUCGGAUAAUACUGUAGAACAGCCGGAUGCCACAGUGGAACAGCUGGACAGUGUCGUGGAACAGCCUGAGGAUACUGUGGAGCGAAUGGACACCACCGAGCAGAAUCCUGAGACCAGUGGCAAUGUAACAUCUCACACUGAAAACAAAGAUGAACCAAUGCAAGUAGAAGAUGAUGAGCGAGCUAAGAAUGAUUCUGCUGACUUGGUCAUUGAUAUCGGUUUAGACACACAAUUAGAUACACAUAAGGACGUAACAGACGAAGAUGUGAUGCAUCAUUUGGAUGUAAUAGAAAAUAUUGAAUUGGAUCCUGAGACGUUUUGUAUGGAUAAAUCUACAGAGAAUGAUAAUGAAGUUGUGGCUAUUAAAAGUGAGGAAGAAGAACAGAUGCAGCAGGAUGAAGUGAAUGGAGAAGACAAAGGAGGGGUAGAAGAGAAUUGGUAUAAGAAAAAGAUUGCAGAUAAAGAAGCGCUUGUUAAAGAAAGACUCUCAAAAUUAGCUCGAGUUUUAGGAAUUACUUAUCCUCAUUAUGAAAAAUGGUUAGAGAGAAUAGAAAAGAAAGAAGGAUCGCCUAUGUGCAAGCUGGAUCCAUUUCGACGUUGUCUAUUAGACAAGCCACAUACAAACCGAUGGAAGUUUGAAUGCAUCAGAAAAGAUGUACAGGUAACUGUGAAAGAAGAAGAAAAAUCGGAAUCUUCCAAUAAAAGUUACAAAACAGUCUGGAGCCUUGAACCAACGUCGGCAUGGGGUGUUGAUAUCCAUAACACGUCCGAAUUUCCAUCGUUUGUAUUAAAAGCUGUCAAGAUAUUUGAAGAUUUUCUUCAAACAACAAUAACGUCGCCGGACGACGCCGCAACGGCGUCUGAUGAAAAUUUAUCGAACGACACAUCUUCGGAUGUCGAUUCAGUGCAAAAUCAAAUGUGGAUGUGGCUGUUAGUGCGUUGCAAUAGCAUGGGCGAGCUCAUGCUUUUUGCAACUGGGAAGAACAUCAGUCGCAGUACUCUGGACCGUCUGAAACAGAUAUACGAGUCGGGUCAGGGGAAAGAUUGCAAUGUCAAAUCUCUGUAUUGCAAAUCGCUGAACAAAUGCGCCAAUAAUAAGAUCAUUACAAACACGACGUUCUUAGUGGGAGCAGAAGCUCUAGACGAAGUCGUCGGUGGUCUGAAAGUGCAGCUCUCGCCAAAGACCAACUUUUGGUCGAACGCUGCCGGCGCGUUGAACGUAGCCAAAGCAGUCAUGGACAUGCUUAAGCCUACGUCGAAAGUAACAAUACUCGAAAUCGGCUGUGGCAUUGGCGUAGUCGGACUUAUGAUGGCAUCUAAAUGUCUGGAAGUGAUAGGAGUUGAUUCACCAUCGGAAAUUGAAGAAGCCGAAAUAACGUGUGACUUGAAUAACAUUACGAACGCGUCUUUUAUAAUGGGCUCGCCGGCCGACGUGGUGAAUAAAAUAAGUGCCGCCGUGAAAAAUCGCGUGACUUACGCCAUAGUCAACGCGAACACCAAUAUGGGCAGAGCCGUUGAAGUAAUGACAUGCUUAAGAAAACUCACGUCCCUGCGGCGUAUCGUAAUGGUCACCACGUUGACAAAACAGUCGGUCCGUGCGGUGUUAGAACUCGCACGGCCCAUCGAAGAUGGCCUCGGUCAUCCGUUCAUGCCGACCCGGGCGUGCGUGGUCGAUACCCUGCCGAUCGGGCCUCACUUCGAGGCGGUGAUCCUGAUGGAGCACAGACUCAUGCAUAGACUCACGCAGCCGUGGUUCCUCAAGAUACUGGAGGAAGAGAGCAAAUCCUUGGAGAACACCAGGGCGUUAGAGAAAGAGAUCAAUAGCAGCAGCCUCGAUAGCGUCGACACGCAGCUGAGAAAGAAUCCGUUGGCGAGCGUCGGGGCCGCGAAAAAGUCGAAAACUACGCCCACGAAAAAGACGAGCCCCGCGAAAAGCGGCUCGAGCUCGCCGACUAAGAGCAAAAUGAGACUAAAGCGAGAGAACGAAUCGCCCGAGAUAAUAGAGAUACCGAAAAAGAUGACGAAGAAGUACGAUAAGCCCGGAUAUAACAAAUCGUGGAAGCAGCAGGAUGCUACAGCUAAGAAAAAGAAUUGGCCCCACAAUAAAUCUACGCUCCGUGUCAAUCCUUUGUACGACAAAAAGUCGAAAGACAAAGAUCAGGUCGACCUGCGCGCGAAAUUGUCGAGCAACAGAAUCGACACGGACUUAGUGCAGAAGGUAAACGAGAGCCGGGAGAUUCUCGAGGCGGCGAAAGAGAAGCUGAGCGGUCCGUCUCCCACGGUUGACGCGACCACCGCGAAGGAAUUGCAAAAUGUCUUGAGUCUGGUGCUCGAGCAGACCAACAAGCUUCAGAAUCAGCUGCCGCGCUCGGUGUGGGAUCGCAUCGCGCCACCUGAGACCUCGCAGAGUGCGGGUCAGGUGAAGAAGGAGCUCGAUGACGAUCCGCUGCUGAAAGGCCGAUUCGUGCAGGAGACUCACGCUCAGGACAUCGUCAUUACGACCGCGAACAAGGAAUACUUGGAUACCGACAACGACGUGAAGCCGGCGUUACCUUACAGGAAGUAUCACAACUUACCGCCGCUGGAGCCGGACAUAUUGCCGGUGUCGUUGAGAAACGAGGACGGUAAGACGAAGUUCUAUGAGAGACCGCUCUACAACAGAAACAGACAGCAGAACCAGGGCAACUCGUGGAACAGGAACAACAACAACAAGGGUUUCCAGAAAAACCGCUGGGGCAAUGCGGGAGGUGGCAAUGCGAGGAAGCCCAACUCCCCGAUAAGAAAGCAGAAUUCGCCGUUCAGACACCGAGGAUCCCCGCCGAGGAGAUCGUCGCCGAAGCGCUCGUUGCAGUCACCGCCGAGGCGUCCGGCCUCGCCGCCCAGGAGACGCCUCUCUUCGGACAGGCCGGUGUCGUCGCCCUCGCAGUCUCCGUAUCAGGGACGUAAUUCGCACAUGCACCGUGAAUUCUCACCUCAGAGGCGGCCCGUGCCGUUGAUGCCUGCGUCAUCGGCCGGCAGACGCGACAUGUCGCCGAGACGUUCCUUCUCGCCGUCUAAUCGAGCGAUGUCCCCGUCGAGGCGGCCGAUGUCACCGCCAAGGCGACCGAUGUCUCCGGUGCAGCAGAUGUCGCCGUCAUGGCGACCCUUGAGCCUGUCCCCGCCGAGACGGCAGAUGUCUCCGAUGAGGAUGUACGGCUCCUCGACGAGACAGAUGUCGCCCAUGAGGAGACCCGUGUCUCCGAUGAGACACAGGCCGAUGUCGCCCGUGAGGCAGAUGUCUCCGCAGAGGCGAGCCAUGUCGCCCGUCGGCAGAAUGAUGUCUCCGUCGAGAUCGAGAGGCGUCAUGCCGCCGAGGCAUCAGUCGCCCAUGAGACGCCCCUCGCCGCAUCGAAUGCCGCCCGGACACGAGUUCCCGUCGCCCACGAGGCGGCAGAGCCCGCCGCAGAACCGAUUCACGGACGAGUGGGACAUUCCGAACUUAGGCGCGGUCGAGCAAGGCAACACUUGGCAACGCCCCGUUAACGAGAGGCCGUCGGAGAACGUGUGGCGUAACGAGAGGCAGCCGACGACCAGCGGCAACCAGUGGCAGCCUCUCUCCGAUAACAAUGAUAGAUACCGCAAGUCGCAGAACCAGCAAGACAGAUCGUGGAACAACCGAGAUUCCGCGUCUCACGGCAGCUCGUGGGGCUCCAAGCAGCCGUUCGUGAAACCCGGCGUGAAAGAGCCGUGGAAUCAGAAUUCGGACAAUAACAGGUGGUCCGGCCCGGCCAGGUCGGGGAACAACAACGACAAUUGGAAUAACCGUGGGAAGGAUAGCAUGGCCGGCGGCCGCGAGGAAGCUUGGAUGGACUCGGACGUGCCGCGCUGGGAACAGCCGCAGUCUAAUGACUCCUGGAAUCAGGGAGACAAGGAGGAUUGGCACGACCUGCCGGAGGACGCCCGAGAUCCCUGGGGCGACGAUGGUAAUCUUGAGCUCAAGGACAGAUGGAUGAACGUCGAUAAUCAGGUCGUCCUACCGUCCAACUGGUCCAGGGAUACGGACAAGGGAGACUCGUGGUCAAAGCCCAAAGACAGUUGGCAGAACAAGUCUCAAGCUUUCUCGUCGAAGCCGCCGUGCCAAGGCAGCGGCAAUCCGAACGACUCGCGCUGGUUAGCGCCAAAUGAUUUGAAUAAGAAAGCACCGUCGACCAAUUGGCAGGGAGGCGGCAAUUCUGGCACGUGGCAGCAAUCGUCAGGCUACAACUUUCAGUCACAACGGCCUUUCAACACCAGUGUGUUUAAGGAUCGACGUUAGACGUCAUAGAUAAGAUGUAUCUCGAUGUAAAACGAUGUGUAUUAUUAAUAGUUCGUUAUCAUUUGGCGCCACCGCCGCGUCGAUGUUUCGUUGUGUGUGGCAAAGCCGGUCGGUUCUUCUUUUCUUUUUUGGAUUCUCUAGACGAGACGCGUCAUUAGACAAAUCCACACAAUAAGAAUGACGAGUAAAAUUCGAUUGUACGUUUAAUAUAAACUUUUAAUUAUAUCUACUGGAUCGCUAGAAUAUCUGUAAUAGUAAUUCCAAGUUUCGUAGUAUUAUCGAUACUUCUUAUUUUUAUUUUGUUUUGUGCUUGUUACGUUUAUCACAAUGAUAUAAUUUGUAUAUGAUACACAAUUAUACAUAUAUAUCUAACACUAAGUGGCUCAAUGGUACAAUUCGACGCGUUAAUUGUCACAUUGAUUCGAGUGUGGUAACGUCGAAUCGAAUUUUCCGGCCACUACGAGCGGUCACAUGCAAAGUCAGAUUACUUAACACAUUGCUAACCGCACGAGUUACGAUUAGACGAAAUUUACUUCGUAAGAGAUCAUUCCUCAUCGGGUAAGUAAGAUUAUCACACGAGAAGAAGUGACAAGGUGUUUGCGCAAACACUUACACGCCAUUCAAAUAUAUGUAAUGUGGUAGCACUCAAUAUGCUAAUCAUACCACAUAGACGAAUCAGUCAAUUUUGGCAAACAUUUCUUAUACAUUUCAUAUAUAUGGAUCUCGAUAAAUUAUAUCGAUAAUGACACCAAUUUAUAUAUUUCUUUUUUUUUAAUUCGUCACUACAAACCAAAUAUAUAAUUGGAGGUAUGCAAUACUAGUACCUGUAAGCCACGAAUUUUAUAUUCGAGAUAUCUCAUGAUUCAAAAAAUAAACAAAUAUAUUUGCAAA